Molecule: messenger RNA, 1008 nt
Organism: Paramecium tetraurelia
Lineage: Eukaryota; Ciliophora; Oligohymenophorea; Peniculida; Parameciidae
Exons: 4
Source: RefSeq, a predicted model, not a curated record
AUGAAAUAGUGCUUUUAUGAGAAUAGAAUAAUAGAAUCUUAAAUUUUUUAUCUUUUAGUCAGAUUGAAUAAUAAUGGAUAUGCAUCCUAUCAUUUCGACAUCAAAAUAAAAAGCAAUAAAGUACUAAAUAAUUUUCAUAACUUGAGUUGCUGUAGUUGGAGACAAAGGAGUUGGUUGAAACUAAGGUUAAUGACAGAGAUAUUGCGUCAAUUGAUUUUUUUAUAUCCUAUAUAUGGAUAGGGGAUUGCUAAUAUUAAACAAUCCAUUACUGGGUUGUCUCCUUAGAUUCAAAUGAAUAAUAGAAGACGGAAAUCUAUGCCAUUUAUACCUCAGAGUGAUAUUUAUGUUAUCAUGUUCAGCUUGGACUAAAACACAAGUUUGUAGAAUGCUUUGCAUGUUUGGUUUCAACUAAGUUCCUAGAAACAAAGUGCUUAAUAUAUAUUCUUGGGAUCGGAGAGCGGUAAAUUAAGACAGUGUGGUUCUUACAAUGAGAUCAUCAAAUUCAUUAGGAAUAAGAUGAUCAAAUCGUCUCCAAACUUAGAGGAGACUUAAAAUGAAUAGUCCCUAAAAGAAAUAAGGAAAACUAUUGCGUGCGUUGAUGAUUUCAUCGAUGAAUCACUUCCAGAAAAUGUUCAUUAUUUAGAAAUUAAGGAUUAUUAAAACUAAGCUUUCAAAAGGGUUCUUAUUAAUUCCAUUUAGAAUGUGAUAAGUAAUGAUCGAUAAACAUUAUAUUCAAUCAGUGCUCCCAUAUCUCCAAAUAUGAUGCCUUAAUUGCGUAAGCCUGUAUCUGAGUUUCUGCAGACAACAGAGUAUAUUGAGAGGCAAGAGCAUCUAAAGAGUGUGAAGGAGAAGAGACAAUCAGAAAUAGUUGAAACUAUAUAAGUAAGCUAUUCUUUACAUAUUUAACCUAUUUAAACAACGAAUAAUCCUGGUUUCUUAACUUUAGAAUAGAGCAGCUAUUCUUAAUAAGUUGAAAAAGAAACUGGGUUUUGUUGUUAGUUAAUAUGA